GGGGCGGGACGAGGGGCGGGGCGGGGCGCGCCGAGCUCGCCCAGAGCCGGAGCCAGGGAGAGAGCAUGGCUACUCUGCGCCGGCUGCGGGAAGUCCCCCGGCACUUGCUGGUCUGCGAGAAAUCCAACUUCGGCCAUGACAAGUCGCGCCACCGGCAUCUUGUGGAGACGCACUAUCACAACUACAGGGUUUCAUUUCUGAUUCCUGAAUGUGGGAUACUGUCAAAAGAACUGAAAAACCUAGUCAUGGAAACUGGACCUUAUUACUUUGUGAAGAACUUACCUCUUCAUGAGUUAAUUACACACGAAUUCAUCCACUCCUUUGUGAAGAAAGGUUCGUUCUAUGCACUAACAUACAAUACAAAUAUUGAUGAAGAUAAUACUGUUGCCCUCCUGCCAAACGGGAAAUUAAUUUUAUCACUGGAUAAAGAUACUUAUGAAGAAACUGGUCUUCAAGGUCGUCCAUCUAAGUAUUCUGGCAGAAAAGUCAUGAAAUUUAUUGUUUCCAUUGAUUUGAUGGAUUUAUCCUUUAACCUGAAUUCUAAGAAGUAUGAAAGAAUAUCUUGGUCCUUCAAAGAAAAGAAGCCAUUGAAAUUUGAUUUUCUUUUGGCUUGGCAUCAUACAGGUGCAGAAGAAUCAACGGUGAUGUCACACUUUUCCAGUUACCGAAUUCAGGAGCAUCAGCCAAAAAUAGCCCUGAGCACAGUGACAGAGCUGCAGUGCCCCGUCCUGCGGAGCAGCGCACUCCAGGGGGAGCCAGAGGCAGCCUGCAGUGCUCCCGAGCUUCUGGACUGGCUGGGCGCCGUCUUCAGUCACACAGAACUAAAUAACGAGCCUCAUAACUUCAUAUCCACCUAUUGCUGUCCUCAGCCAAGCACAGUGGUUGCCAAAGCUUAUUUGUGUACAAUCACGGGUUUCAUACUUCCAGAGAAGAUCUGUCUCCUUUUGGAACAGUUGCGUCACUACUUUGAUGAGCCCAAGUUAGCUCCUUGGGUUACAUUGUCAGUACAAGGCUUUGCAGACAGUCCUGUUUCGUGGAGAGAAAAUGAACAUGGCUUUCGAAAAGGAGGAGAACAUUUAUACAACUUUGUGAUUUUUAACAAUCAGGACUAUUGGCUUCAGAUGGCUGUUGGGGCGAAUGAUGACUGUCCACCGUGAAAAAUACAAAACUUAAAAUCA
Molecule: messenger RNA, 1178 nt
Organism: Mustela erminea (ermine)
Lineage: Eukaryota; Metazoa; Chordata; Mammalia; Carnivora; Mustelidae
Gene: RPP40
Product: ribonuclease P/MRP subunit p40
Exons: 8
Coding region: 66-1157 (363 amino acids)
Biological process (GO): tRNA 3'-end processing; endonucleolytic cleavage in ITS1 to separate SSU-rRNA from 5.8S rRNA and LSU-rRNA from tricistronic rRNA transcript (SSU-rRNA, 5.8S rRNA, LSU-rRNA); tRNA 5'-leader removal
Cellular component (GO): multimeric ribonuclease P complex; ribonuclease MRP complex
Molecular function (GO): ribonuclease MRP activity; ribonuclease P activity
Source: RefSeq, a predicted model, not a curated record